UGAAGGAAAUGUACCACUAUAAAAGGUAACUUUCACAGUUUUUGCUGUAUUUUAAUGAAAUUUGUUCAGUGCGAGGGUGUGUGCUCACCAGCGAUUUUAGAGUUUUUACUGCCUGUGUCGUUCUGUGUACAGUAACUGUUCGAGAUACUGCAGGAUGCUCCUGACUCACAUUGUGACGCCAUGGAUUGUGUUGACAGUCCUCAGCCUCUGCCUACCUGUGUGGAGUGCUGUGAAGGUGAUCCAACACUACAAAGUAGUGAGCACCAAUGGUACGGCACAGCUCCAGUGCUUCGUCCAACCCCGACCCUCCUUCCACAAGAGCCAACCCUCCGACGAGCAAACCCUGCCGUACCCGUACCCUGACCCUGAGGAGCUCCGCGUGACUCUGCUGAAAGGCCUCCACGGCACCCAGGAACUCUGUUCGUCCACCCUCAGCUUCACAGAGCAGACAGAGCCAGGAGUGGCGAAAGAGAGAGAGGUGCAGUGCUCUGCUCGGCUGAGGGAGGGCUCUGUGGAGGUGACAGUGUCUGGACUGAAAGCCACAGACACAGAUCUGUAUCGUUGUGGGAUAGAGAUCUUCUACCCACCACCAUACCUGCGGCUCACUGGCAACGGCACGCUCAUUCAUGUCUUAGGCAGCUCCGACUGUCCCUUGCCGGAGACUCACAGACAGGCUGCACAGCAGGGCGAUAAAGGAGAGGACGAUGAGGAGAGGAUAACAUCAAGAACAUCUGUUCUUGUGGUUGUACUGAUGAUACUGGUCAUAUGUGUCCUCAUCAUCAUUAUCUUCUUCCAGGCUAAACAGUGUGAGCAAGGGAGGAGGGAGAUUGGAGUCCGACCAGAGCCUGAUGUUUUUCUCAAGGUGGACGCUGCUGCAUUUUCAUGUUAAAACUGAAAAAUACGGGGCGGCCUCUAGCUCACCCAGUAAGAGCGAGUUCUUCGCAGCGGCCCGGGUUCAAAUCCGACCUGCGGCCCUUUGCUGCGUGUCAUCCCCCCCUCUCUCUCUCCCCACUUUCCUGUCUAUCCACUGUCACUAUCUAAUAAAUAAAGGGGAAAGCCCCAAAAAAAUAAUCUUUGAAAAACACACUGGAGAGUCACAAAGCUGUGUCCAAAGCUGCAUAGUAUCUCAAAGCAGUAGAGUACGGAGGGUUAGAGGAAUAUUGGACCGUUUAUUAAAUAUCACCUCUCUUAUGAUUGAGGUUCUUUUUUUUACCACAGCUAUAAAAAAACACACCAAAAUGACAUUUUUGGUGCAUGUGCAUAUUUUACUUCUUAAGUAUAAAAAUAAUGUUUACAUUGUUGUGAACACACAUUAGUAUAUUAAAAGAUGUAGCUUUGAUGGAGUUUCCAUUUACUUGAGUUGUUGAGACACCUAUAGGAGCUCUCACAUAACUGCAGCUAGAAGGCGUGUUAUAGACAAUAUAUAGAAUGGACCAACAGAUCCCGUUGCUCUGGACGGAGACCAGUUAAGGAUAUUAGAAGCACUUUU
This is a messenger RNA of Sander lucioperca (pikeperch), 1489 nucleotides long. RefSeq names its product CD28 molecule (gene cd28). The coding region runs from base 155 to 889 and encodes 244 amino acids. Lineage: Eukaryota; Metazoa; Chordata; Actinopteri; Perciformes; Percidae. Gene Ontology annotation, biological process: regulation of T cell proliferation; T cell receptor signaling pathway. The record is from RefSeq and is a predicted model, not a curated record. The transcript is spliced from 5 exons. Gene Ontology annotation, cellular component: external side of plasma membrane.